Molecule: messenger RNA, 981 nt
Organism: Saxophila tyrrhenica
Lineage: Eukaryota; Fungi; Ascomycota; Dothideomycetes; Mycosphaerellales; Extremaceae
Gene: SSN8
Product: RNA polymerase II holoenzyme cyclin-like subunit
Exons: 1
Coding region: 1-981 (326 amino acids)
Biological process (GO): positive regulation of transcription by RNA polymerase II
Cellular component (GO): mediator complex; nucleus
Molecular function (GO): cyclin-dependent protein serine/threonine kinase regulator activity
Source: RefSeq, a predicted model, not a curated record
AUGGCAGCCAAUUAUUGGGACUCAACGCAGGCCAUCUACUGGACCUUCACCAAAGCCGAGCUGGCUGAACUGCGCAACCAGAUCCAGGAGAACAACCAGCAGAUCCACACCAAGUUCCCGCUGCCAGACCGGAGGCUCAUGAACAUCUACAUGCAGCAGAACCUCAUCAAGCUCGGGCGACGUUUGACCGCCCGGCAGCAAGCGCUUGCCACAGCCCAGAUCUACAUCAAGCGCUUCUACCUGCGGGUGGAGAUGCGCAGGACCAACCCCUUCCUGAUCAUGGCUACGGCAGUCUACCUGGCUUGCAAAAUGGAGGAGGCACCCUCGCACAUCAGGCUUGUGCUGAACGAGGCCGCCAGACAGUUCCCAGAGAUGGGCGUGAGUGAUAUGUCGCGGAUUGGGGAGUGCGAAUUUGCCCUCAUCUCCACCCUAUCUUCACGCCUUAUCGUCCAUCAUCCGUACCGGUCACUCAACGAGCUGGCGCCACUGUUUGGGUUGAGCAACGAGGAGCAAACCUUUGCGCACAAUGUCAUCAACGAUUCCUACAAUACUGACCUUAGCUUGCUGUAUCCACCGCACGUCAUCGCUAUCACCGCCAUCUUUCUCGCUUUGGUCAUUCGUCCUGCCGGACAACCAUCGGGAUUGCAGAACUACGCUUCGUCGUCGUCGCAUGCAUCAUCACCACUGCCGUCUCCUGGUGCCCACCAAAUAAGUCCUCCAUCAGGCGGCGGACCAUCAGGUGCCGCCGUGUCAGCCGCAUCCGCUCAGCAAGCCCUCUCAGGCGGCAUGGCCGGCUUCAAGGCCGCCGGUCCAAAGCUGGGCAAACUCGUCGACUGGCUCGCCGAAAGCAAAGUCGACAUGGCCGCGAUCGUGGACGCCACUCAGGAGCUCGUCAGCCUGUACGAACUGUGGGAGCAGCAGUACAACGAGCGGACGUGCAAGGAGGCCAUUACCAAGUUCAUGGCUGGGAUGAAACCCUAG